AUGACUAAAAUGAAGAGCAGGGUAUCACGAAUUGGAAGCUAUGCAAUUGCAUCUUCCAAAAGAGACGGCCACCAUCAACAGCCUUGCAUUACGUGCACCACUUUCAACAUCCUCGCUCCAAUCUACAAGCGCCUCAACCAUGACAGCGUAUUGGCUGGCCAGGAAUCAAAGGAUAUUGGAUUGUUGUUGGCGGAGAGAUCUUCCAUCAUUUGUCUUCAGGAGUUCUGGGUAGGAAAUGAAGAGCUAGUGAAGAUUUAUGAGAAGAGACUUGGUGAUGCUGGUUAUGUCAACUUUCAGCUAGCACGGACCAACAACCGUGGCGAUGGUUUGCUGACUGCGGUGCAUAAGGACUACUUUAGAGUUGUAAACUAUCAGGAGAUUCUAUUCAAUGAUUGCGGAUAUCCUCAUUGUGAACACCCACUUGUUAUUUCCUCACGACUCCAGUUUGUGUAUAGUUCGAUUGCUCAGGUCUACAGAAUCUUACAAUACGUAGAGUCUUAUCAAAAAGAGAACAAGCUUAAUCCCAUGCCCAUCAUACUCUGCGGUGACUGGAAUGGAAGCAAACGUGGACAUGUUUACAAGUUUCUUAGGUCCCAAGGGUUUGUAUCUUCUUAUGAUACUGCUCAUCAUUACACCGAUGCAGAUGCACACAAGUGGGUUAGCCACCGAAACCACAGGGGAAACAUAUGUGGCGUUGAUUUUAUAUGGCUUCUCAAUCCUAAUAGUUACCGCAAAUUACUAAAAACAAGUUGGAGUGAGGCAGUAUUUGGGAUGUUCAAGUAUCUACUACGAAAAGCUUCCCUGACAGAAGAUGAUGCCUUUGCCUUUUUGAAGGCUGAUAAUCCUGGUGAUUACAUUACCUAUUCAGGUUUCUGUGAAGCACUUCGACAGCUUAAUAUGACUGGUCAUUGCCAUGGACUUAGCCUUGAAGAGACCAAGGACUUGUGGGUCCAAGCAGACAUAGAUGGAAAUGGUAUUCUUGAUUACGCAGAAUUUCAGCAACGAAUUUGGAAUCCUACGGGAUCAGAGCAGAGAGAUGAAAGUGGUAAUGACAGUGAUAGUGGUUCCAAGGGAAAUCAGGAACAAACAAUUGGUUUCAGUGUCAAAAAUGCGGUUCUCUUCCCUCCUGAAGUGGAGAAAGGAACUUGGCCUGAAGACUACUCUCUUUCCGAUCAUGCACGACUCACAGUAGUGUUCUCACCAAUAAGAAUGCCAUGCUCUCAGAUGAUUCUCUGA
Prunus armeniaca (apricot) is the source of this 1236-nucleotide messenger RNA. Lineage: Eukaryota; Viridiplantae; Streptophyta; Magnoliopsida; Rosales; Rosaceae. The record is from the annotation of a GenBank genome assembly.